Yarrowia lipolytica CLIB122 is the source of this 669-nucleotide messenger RNA. RefSeq lists its product as uncharacterized. NCBI's taxonomy places the organism in Eukaryota, Fungi, Ascomycota, Dipodascomycetes, Dipodascales. The record is from RefSeq and is a predicted model, not a curated record.
AUGCUCAUUGGCGUCCAGAUCAGAUGGAAGAGCAAACCAGGCGAUUCGUUUGGACUCACGGGUUUCACUGAGUGCGGAAAUCUGCUGGGGAAGAUCCCGCACUUUUCCUUCCACAACGCCAGGCUGAUGGUGCCCCACGAGUCUGAAAAACGGCUCGGAAAAGGGUUCAGAAACGCCCCCGUGUUCAUCAGAUACUGCAGCGAUGGACGGGUUUAUUCUAACGCACACGUCGAGCACCUGGAGCUCAACAUUGUCCCCAGGCCGAAACCCCUCUGUCGAUGUCGCAACUGUCUCAGUGAGUUCAAAUACAGCAACAAUGUCAGUCACAAGAGCUCGCAUGAAAGGUCUCCUCUUCUGAACGAAGACUCAGGUAUCAUUUCGUUUAACUCGCCCUCUUCCGAGCUCGAAUGUCCCGUUUUGCGAAAUCCACCGACUCCCGUCAAGCUGGAAGGGAUCAGCGACUACUCAAACAUCACCAGUGUUACGCUCAUGUCCAACGGCAGGGUCGAAAUCGCCGUCAAGAAGGGCAUAUUCGAGGCUCGUGGAAGAUGGCUGUAUCUUCGAGCCGGCAAAACCAAUUACUGCCAGGACGGGAGAGUGUGUGCAGUGGACAGGAGCCACCGGGAGUUUCACGUCAUUCGCAACCGGGAGGAAUGGAGACAUUUUUGA